UUUAGGAUACCCGAGCAAAGACAAUAUCUAAUUGGUCAAGACAACAUCUGAGGUGUGGCCAAAGGGCCAGUUUAAAUACUCAGGACACCAUCAAAUUCUGCUUUUAGCGUUUGCUUUUUAGUCAUGCUUUUAGUCAUCCCUUUAAGCAUUCUUUAAACGCGGUUCCAACAUGCUUCGGCCUGUACGCCUGCUGCUACUUAGCGACGAUGAGAAGAAACACCACCUAGUCUCAUCAAACUUUACUUCUGUUCUUUUAGUUUAGUUUCUUUUCUUUUCCGUUGAGAGUUUCGUGUUCUGAGUUAAGUUUAGUAACGCUGUGUCUCCGAGUCUGACCUCGAGUGCCUGUUCAACUUCAACCAGCCCACUACUCCGCGUCUUCAGCCAUCGCCCAACCACGGUCUUCCCAAGACGUCAGCAACUACUGAACUUCCAGCAAAUCAACAACAUCGGGAACCCCCCUUUCAAUGACAACUAAGGGAACCCCUUUACACAGGAGUGGCAAACUUUCUCAAUCACACCGGAAGCACCUCAUUGGUCUUUUUUCUUGACAAAGGCGUCAACAUCAAUGCCAGCUGAGCAAUCCUGGUCCCGACUAAUUCUUCGUCUCACAUUGGAACCCAGCCUUGGACAGGGUUCGAAGACUGCUAUGACUAGAUGACAGAGCCAGGAAGUUCAGAGGAGCCAUUAUAUUUCUCAAAAUGCCAAGAUUAAAAAGAAAACAGCUACAUCUAAUAAUAAUAUGCUUUAGUGCUUUGGUGCUCAUGGCGUACUGGGAAAAGAUCGACAAUAACAUUGUAACCCAUGUAAUGUCUUUCUCGUACCGCUAUCUUCUCAAUAGCUUCACGUUCAUUAACGCAAGCUUUAGAGUCAAUCCCGAAGACGCUAUCAAGUACAGCAACCACAGAUACCUAAUAAACCACGAGAGGAAGUGUGGUGAAAAAGACGUUCUUCUCCUGCUCUUUGUGAAAAGCUCCUCUGAGAACUUUGAAAGAAGACGGGCCAUUCGCUCUACUUGGGGAAACGAGGCGUACAUUGAAAGGAUGCUGGGUGUUACUGUAAGGGUGUUGUUCGCUCUUGGCCUCCACCCUGAACCGGAGCAAAAAAGAAGACUUCAGAGACAACUGUUGUUUGAGGACCAAAGAUAUCAUGACCUCAUCCAGCAGGACUUCAUAGACACCUUCCACAAUCUUACUCGGAAGCUACUUUUGCAGCUUGGCUGGAAAGAAGCCUACUGUCCCCGUGCACAGUUCCUAAUGUCGGCAGAUGACGACGUCUUUGUCCACAUUCCCAACUUAAUUCACUUCUUGCAAGGGAUCGGUCGCAGUAACGGCAAAAACCUUUGGAUAGGAAGGGUGCACCACGGUUCCCCACCUGUCCGAGACAAAGAAAGCAAAUAUUACGUUUCCCAAGACUUGUACCCAUGGUUGUCUUACCCGGACUACACCCCUGGCUCUGGGUAUGUCCUCUCCAGAGAUGUGGCUACCAGAAUCUAUCAAGCUGCACUCACCAUAAACGCUUCCUUUCACAUCGAUGACGUCUUCCUCGGGAUCUGCGCCAAAGUGAUAAACAUUGCUCCCAAGGACCAUGCCUUCUUUUCGGGAGAGGGAAAAGCUCCUUAUCACCCUUGUAUCUACAACCAGAUGAUGACUUCACAUGGACACGUCAGCGAUUUUCAUGAAAUGUGGAAGCGUGUAACAGAAGCCGAAGCUGGUCAGAUAUCCUCAGGACUGAUUUGGAGGCUCUACUGUACUGUCACGAAAGUGAGGCUCCUAUGCCUACCAUUUCUUUCAAACUCUUACCCAUGCAAGGCAGCUUUUUUUGAAUAUGACAGUUUUUAAAAUUGAUAAGAACUCAUAUAUGUAUAUCUGUGUGUGUGUGUGUGUGUGUGUGUGUGUGUAUAGAAGUCAGAUUACUUGGGUAACUUUGUACUGUAUUGCACAGUACCAGUAUGUUAAAUUGGUUCGGUAAGGAAUUCAGUGAUUUAAUUUGUCUUUCAUGUUUAUAUAUCUUGAUUUACUUGCAUGUAUAUUGUAUGUAUAUGCUGUAUUUAUAUUUAUCUUCCAUUUUGUCUCCGUUCUAACAGCAGGUGUCAAAUUUAGUUUUACAGCUAUUAGCUAAAAAAAAAAAAACACAUUGAAAAUUAUUUUCUUUGUUUAGAACUGAAAUUUUGAAAGAGUUUCCAACAGGGCAGCACUUAGAAUGACAAAGGUUGACUAAGAAUGGAAUUGCUCUUAAAGAGAUGGCACAUACAUCCAUUCUCUGAACCACUUGCCCUAUGUAGGGUUAGGAUGGACGGAUGGCCAGUCCAUUGCAGGUCUGAUUGAAAACAGAUAUAAACUAAGUCUAAGUGACACUUUUCUUUGAUUAAUAGUGCUGAGAAACCGAGCCACAUACUGUAUUUGGAUUGAUUUUAACAAAGAUCAGCAAUGUCCUAAAAUAUUCCUCUGUCAUACCACAUAUCACAGUCUCUAGACCCACACCAGUCACUGUUGAAGCCCACCCUCCCAUGCAUCAUUACUGUUAAUGAUUAAACUGUUACCUGUACAAAGUGUGGCUUUGCAUACAUUACUAGAUUGCAGAAUAUUUAAGUGUGCUUCCUUUUUGAAGCAGAUACAAUUUUUACCUCUCCAGAAUACUUAUAAAAGGGAGCUUGCAUUUUUUAUUAAACUUAAUUUGACUAUGCUCAGCCAGUUUUUGGAAUAUCCACCUUAUAGGACUUGUAUAAAAUUAGUCCUGCUACAAAUUCUUGAAUAUGAAUAUGCCAAGCACAAUUAAUGGUUACCAAUGAAAAUGGUGAUCAUGUCAGGGAUCCUGGCAUAUACAAGUAAUCAUAACAGCGGUAUUUGAUUGCAAACCCUCAGGCAAACAUGAAUGAACAAUCUGCCUAAAUCAUGGCAUUUAAUUUGAAUGAGGUGAGCGGCUGCAUCUGUUGUUGUAGUGGACUAGUUUGGCUUUGCUAGACAUCUCAAGGCUUAGGAAUGACGUGUGAUGUGUCUUCAGUGGCCAAGCAGGAAAAUGGGCAGAUUUGAAUUUCAAAUUUGCUCAACAUGAGACGUUUGAGUUACAAACCAGAAACUUUGAAGGUACAAAUGACUUUCCGGAUAAAGGUAAAUCUGGUAAUAGUUUAGUGAGUGAUCCAUGCACAUACAUUACCUGGCUAACAGUAUGCGGAUACGAUCUACUAAUAAUGUGCUGCAGAGAUGAUAUAUUUUUGUAAGCCAGCCUGAAAAUUAAUCGCGCUGGGGAGCAUUUCCCAAAAGCAACUAAGGUCGAAACAAAUCAGUUCAAUGCAGCGUGCAACCAGAGUUAGCUAACGAUGCUUUUGGGAAAUGCACCCCUGGUAACCUCAACACACACACAAAAAAACUGGGAUUCAUUGGCAUUGUUUAGCUUAUUGCAGAAAAUAAGUUGACUAACAAAAGCUUAUGAUUGUUUCGGUUUCAGUGUUGUAGAACUUCCCAGAAAACCCCUGCGGUCACAUUUAGUCUCUUGUUGGCAACCGGCUCCAAGUCUGGGACUACAAAAAUACAUCCCCAUUUAUAGAUUUAUUUAUUAUACAAGUUUGGAUGGGCCUCUAAAAUCCAGCGAACACAAAUCUGAAGGCUGAGAAAGUUACAAAGUGUGGAAAAUAAAAUAAAAGGCUCAGCAUGAAGACAGCAAACCAGUCCAUCACCAAAAAAUAAGGGCAAAUCAUUUGUGGAAAUCUAUUACAAAUGAUGGUCUUCAAAUUAAUGUCUGUGGCAAGAAGUGAAUAAGGGGUGCUUGAAUUCUCUGAUAAAA
This is a messenger RNA of Carassius auratus (goldfish), 3780 nucleotides long. It is a transcript of the gene b3gnt5b, whose product is annotated as UDP-GlcNAc:betaGal beta-1,3-N-acetylglucosaminyltransferase 5b. The coding region runs from base 699 to 1838 and encodes 379 amino acids. Gene Ontology annotation, cellular component: Golgi membrane. The transcript is spliced from 2 exons. NCBI's taxonomy places the organism in Eukaryota, Metazoa, Chordata, Actinopteri, Cypriniformes, Cyprinidae. The record is from RefSeq and is a predicted model, not a curated record. Gene Ontology annotation, biological process: protein O-linked glycosylation. Gene Ontology annotation, molecular function: N-acetyllactosaminide beta-1,3-N-acetylglucosaminyltransferase activity.